AUGGAGAUUCAUUGUUCCCCUAUUUCGGGCCACGUUGGCACCCCUGUGGUCAACACUAGGAAAAUACUGGUCAGAUUGAUGCUAUUUGCAUUGGAGAUAUGUACAGCUCAGCAUACAUGUCCCAACAAUGGCGGUGAAAACGUUGAACUUGCCUUUGGCUUGUCCAACACCCAAGCCUACUUGCAGCAAGGCUUUUGGCACCGAAUUCCCUGCCCAACGUUCCGUUCUGGAGAGAAAACAGACGGCGUCAUUUGGUACCGGGGAAGCAGUAUAGACGACCCAUCAAAGGUCCGUCUGCUCAGCCGCUCCUCGACCGGAGACUUUCCAGCCAGUGAGAGAUAUGCCUUCUUGUCUGGUUUCAGCCUCCUCAUUAAAGGUGUCGAAGAAGCUGACCAAGGGAGUUAUCUGUGCCAAGUGAUACCGCAAGAGACUGGAUUCAGGGUUCGGAGAAUAUAUCUACACGUCAUAGGUAAAAUGUUCCCGGCGAGUCCAAAUGACACGUCAUCUGCUCAAAGUCUACAGCGAGGAACAAGGCAAACGCUACCCUGCCCAUGCACAUCACAGACACCAGACGUAGUGUAUUGGUCAACGGGAGAGGGCGUCACUACAGAUACACAGAUCAUUGCUGCGCGUUUCCCUAAAGGUGUUACCAUACAGAUCCAAUAUGGCGCCGAUUACAGCAUUGGUAGCGACGCUUCACUUACAGUCAACUCCCUGACUGACGUACAAGAUACACAGAGAUUCUGGUGUCACGUGUUCCAACAAGACGGUUCGCCCCAGAAUUGCUUUACCGACGGCUCUCUCUCGGACGAGCAGCAGCCUACUGAUGAUCCUUUGAAGGCCUCAGAAGGAUUGUUCUACCCGGCGAAAGACACUCAGCAGAUACUCCCUUGCCUGAGCUGGACACCGGGCGACACAGUUUGUGAGGUGGAGUGGAGUAAAGUCGACAACCCAGGUCGACAGGUCCUCAGUUACAGCCUGUCGACUGAUGUCGUCGAUUCUAGUCCUGAAUUCGAUCUCGCCAGUGACUUUGGUUUGGUGAUUCAGUCAGUUGGUGAUGACCAUGCUGGGGUGUAUCGUUGCGCUGUUGGAAAUUAUUCUUAUAAAGAUGUCGAGGUCCGAGUUAUAGGAAACUAUUUCCUACUGGAUGGAGGCAUCGCUGUUGAGGGUAGAACAUGUACCUUACAACCUGGUAAAAAUUUAACACUUCAGUGUCCUUCCGCCUCGUCUAUCUCCAUGACGAGCAAGGCACAUUUAUAUUGGUCCUUUGCCGCCCCUGAUGCACGGAUCACCACUGUGAUCGGCACGCUGAAUCUACCGGAUGGUUCAAUGGAGAUGUCUGAUUUGAGAGACAACGACUGCUUCCAGAUAACCUUAGAAGGUUCCCUUCUCUUGAACAACUGCUCUCAAGAUGGUGACGUCAGAUUCUGGUGUCACAUAUUCCCAGAGAAGGCAUAUUUGCUAAGGUCAUUCGUGGACGUAGAACUUGAGACUUUAAACGGUAACUACAUACUGCAUCGUUAG
Molecule: messenger RNA, 1524 nt
Organism: Patiria miniata (bat star)
Lineage: Eukaryota; Metazoa; Echinodermata; Asteroidea; Valvatida; Asterinidae
Exons: 6
Coding region: 1-1524 (507 amino acids)
Source: RefSeq, a predicted model, not a curated record